Messenger RNA from Cucurbita maxima (winter squash), 518 nucleotides. Its product is annotated as protein SRC1-like. The record is from RefSeq and is a predicted model, not a curated record. The transcript has a single exon. Gene Ontology annotation, molecular function: metal ion binding. NCBI's taxonomy places the organism in Eukaryota, Viridiplantae, Streptophyta, Magnoliopsida, Cucurbitales, Cucurbitaceae. The coding region runs from base 58 to 363 and encodes 101 amino acids.
CGGCUCCUCCUUCCCAUUCAUGUCAUUGGAUCUAGCAAACAAAGAAAUCAGAGCAUCAUGUCAGGGAUCAUGGAGAAAAUAGGCGAGAAGCUCCACAUCGGAGGAGACCACAAGGGGGAGCACAAAGGCGACCACCACGAGAAGGACAAGCACGAGCACGAGAAGAAGCACGGCGAGAAGUCGGAGCACCAUGGAGAAGGGCACAAGGAAGGCCUGAUGGAGAAGAUCAAGGACAAGAUCCAUGGGGGGGGUGAUCAUCACGAUGAGAAGGGUGAGAAGAAGAAGAAGAAGAAGGAGAAGAAGAAGAAGGGCGAGCACCAGGAGGGCGGCCACAGCAGCAGCAGCGACAGCGACAGCGACUGAUCUGACCCUCUCUUUCUGCGUCUGUCUGUCUCUCUAGUUUCCUUUCAAUAACAUCAAUAUCUAAUCUUUGUAUUGCGUUUCUCUGCUUUUCUCCGGACUUGUAAUAUCCACUGCGACUAUAUUAUAAUAAUAAAGCCUCCUCAUCUUUCUAAUUU